AUGGCGACCGCGUUCAGCACGGCAGACGCCGCAAUCAUUGAGCACCAAGUCGAGCUGGACCAAGAUGCUGUACAAGCUACAGCCUCUGCGUCAGGGCGAGAUUUGCUUGCUCUUUAUGAUAUUGAUGCUACCGCACACCGACUCGUGUUGACAAAGGAGGGCGCCCAGAGGCAGCCGCCUCUCCAACGCGUGGCACUUCAGUUCCCCGAUGAGGCACUCAUUGAUGCCGUACCUGUAUACCAUGCGCUGAACCACGCCCUUGCUGCCCUUACAAAAACGCCGCCCACGCUGUAUAUUCUUGCAGACACCAGUUAUGGAAGCUGUUGUGUGGACCAAGUCACAGCGUCGCACGUCCAGGCGGAGGCCGUCGUGCACUAUGGCCACACAUGCCUGAGCCCGACGUCCCACAUGCCCACCCUGUAUGUUUUUCCCAAGCUUGCCGCGGAUAUCGACGAUACCACACAGGGUCUCUUGCGAGCAGCCGAGAAGCUGUCCUCGGAUCCCAAAGCGGUGAUUCUUACGUACGACGUGGCCUAUACCCAUCUUAUGGAGCAUGUAUAUACCAAAAUGCUGCAGCAAUGGAAGCAUCGAGCACCCCUUGUUCUAACCCACAUGGACGUGAAUCAGCGAUUCGAUGCCAUGUGCACAGAGAAUGCUCACGCACGAGCCGCGCGUGAGUCGUCGGAAUCGUCACAGGGAUGCCAGUCUUGUGGCGCCUGCACACGAUGCACCUCUGACAAAAGAGAUGGACCCGCGAACACUUCGUCUAUGGAGCCGACCUCAUCAUUGCUGGGUAUGCGCCAAAUGCACCUGCCACCAGGUACCUCGCUCCACGACACGGCCGCUUUGUACCUAGGCCCUGAAUCACGCGCACUUACGCACCUCCUUCUCACACUUGGACCACAGUACGACAUGGCAUCGUAUGAUCCCAAGACGCAAGCUGUGCGCACUGAGACGGGCAAGACAAAUCGACUUCUUAUGCGCCGCUACGCGACGAUUCAAAAAGCGCGCGAUGCCUCCGUCGUAGGCCUUGUGGUAGGAACACUUGGCAUCCAUGCAUACCUCCCGCUCCUCAAAGAGCUUCGUCGCAUCCUAACAUCGCGGGGAUCACGACGUAAAGUGUACACCAUCAGUGUCGGCAAACUGAAUCCAACCAAACUGGCCAACUUUUUGGAGAUUGAUGUAUUUGUCCUUGUGGCAUGCCCCGAAAACUCGCUGCUGGAUACGCGCGACUUCAUGCGCCCCGUCGUGACGCCUUGGGAAAUGAUGCUGGCUGUGCAGGCGCGUGGCGGCCAAGAAGUUCCGUGGACGGGGGCCUACGUUCUCGACUUUGCGAAUGUCAUGCGCGACGCGUCCCACAUGGAUACGGAAUCCGCACAGGACAGUGACGAAGACGAGCAGCCACACUAUUCGUUCGCCACCGGCACCUACGUCACACGCACUAAAUACGGUACGUCUUCGUCGGGUAGUGAGACCGACACGACAUCUCGCGCUCUAGAGCGCUUGUCUCUUCAGCCUCACGAAGUGGCCGUGCGAGAUCCGCAGUCGGGUCAGAUGCUCAAGGUGCUGGACAGUGCUUCGCUCGCGCAUCGCUCUCAACGUACAUGGCAGGGACUCGAUCCUAACGAAGGUGCACCCCACGCAGCCGUGCUCGAACAGGGCAUGGCCGGCUUCGCUCAACGCUAUACCAAUGCUGACGGCACACCCGAGGGCCAGGCGUGCCAUGAUGCCUCGUAG
Malassezia restricta is the source of this 1737-nucleotide messenger RNA. RefSeq names its product diphthamide biosynthesis protein 2. The transcript has a single exon. Bases 1 to 1737 code for a protein of 578 amino acids. The record is from RefSeq and is a predicted model, not a curated record. Gene Ontology annotation, biological process: protein histidyl modification to diphthamide. Lineage: Eukaryota; Fungi; Basidiomycota; Malasseziomycetes; Malasseziales; Malasseziaceae. Gene Ontology annotation, molecular function: 2-(3-amino-3-carboxypropyl)histidine synthase activity.